AUGACCAGCAGUAACGUGAGUGUGCAAUUGACUGCGCCCAAUGGGCGUCAGUAUGACCAGCCCAUCGGUCUGUUCAUCAACAACGAAUUCGUCCCCUCCAAGUCGGGCGAGAAGCUCGCCUCCAUCAACCCUUCCGAUGAGAAGGAGAUUGUCUCCGUCUACGCUGCUGAUGCGGAGGACGUGGAUGUCGCCGUCAAGGCGGCCCGGAAGGCUCUCAAGGAUCCGUCGUGGAAGCUGCUGCCUGCGACGGAGCGCGGCCACUUGUUGCUGAAGCUGGCGGAUCUGAUCGAGCAGCACCGGGAGACACUUGCCACUAUUGAGACAUGGGACAACGGCAAGCCGUACUCCGUCUCCUUAAACGACGAUCUCGGUGAGGUCCUUAGCUGUCUCCGGUACUAUGCCGGCUGGGCGGACAAGAUCCAUGGCCAGACCAUCAGCACCACUCCGGCCAAGUUCGCCUAUACCCUCCGUCAGCCCAUCGGCGUGGUCGGCCAGAUCAUCCCUUGGAACUUCCCGCUGGCCAUGGCCGCGUGGAAGUUGGGCCCGGCCCUCGCCUGCGGUAACACCGUGGUGAUGAAGGCGGCGGAACAGACCCCGCUCAGCAUUCUCUACCUGGCCAAGCUCAUCAAGGAAGCGGGCUUCCCGCCCGGUGUGGUCAACAUCCUCAACGGCUACGGCCGCGUCGCCGGUAGCCCGCUGGUCACGCACCCGGACGUCGACAAGGUCGCCUUCACGGGCUCGACUAUCACCGGCCGCGAGAUCAUGAAGCUUGCCGCCGGCACGCUGAAGAACAUCACCCUCGAGACCGGCGGCAAGUCGCCGCUGGUCGUGUUCGGCGACGCCGACAUCGAGCAGGCGGCCAAGUGGGCGCACACCGGGAUCAUGUACAACCAGGGCCAAGUGUGUACCGCUACGUCGCGCAUCCUGGUCCACGAGUCGGUCUACGACCAGUUCGUCUCCCUGUUCAAGCAGGAGGUGGCCACGACCAGCAAGGUCGGCGACCCCUUCGCGGACGACACCUUCCAGGGCCCGCAGGUCAGCCAGGCCCAGUACGAGCGGAUCCUGUCGUACAUCGAAGCCGGCAAGUCUGAGGGCGCGACGCUCGUGGCGGGCGGCGAGCCCCACAAGAACGUCGCCGGCAACAAGGGCUUCUUCAUCGCCCCGACCAUCUUCACCGACGUCAAGGACCACAUGCGCAUCUACCGCGAGGAGGUCUUCGGCCCCUUCGUCGUCAUCUCCAGCUUCACGACCGAGGACGAGGCGGUCACCCGCGCCAACGACAGUACCUACGGGCUGGGCGCUGCCCUCUUCACUAAGGACAUCGAGCGCGCCCACCGCGUCGCCUCGGAGAUCGAGGCCGGCAUGGUCUGGAUCAACAGCAGCAACGACAGUGAUUUCCGCGUGCCGUUUGGGGGUGUCAAGCAGAGCGGUAUCGGUCGCGAGCUGGGCGAGUCCGGCCUGGAGGCUUACUCGCAGGUCAAGGCCAUCCACGUGAACAUGGGGUCCAAGCUUUAG
Aspergillus uvarum CBS 121591 is the source of this 1515-nucleotide messenger RNA. Its product is annotated as aldehyde dehydrogenase family protein. The transcript has 3 exons. The coding region runs from base 1 to 1515 and encodes 504 amino acids. The record is from RefSeq and is a predicted model, not a curated record. Gene Ontology annotation, molecular function: oxidoreductase activity, acting on the aldehyde or oxo group of donors, NAD or NADP as acceptor. Lineage: Eukaryota; Fungi; Ascomycota; Eurotiomycetes; Eurotiales; Aspergillaceae.